AUGGGUACAAUUCUAUCGCUGUCUUUGAGCAGCGCUGCAUUAGCUGUGUCGUUACUCUCGUGCUCUUAUGCACUGCGGUCAGCUUUUCACCAAUCGAGAAAUGGCAAGGCAAAGGAUCAGUUUUACCAAGAUGAUGAUGGAUGCGCCUCGCCACGAUCGCUAGCAGAGUUUACGAACAGAGGUUCGAAGAUCUUCAUCAUCGCAUUCUCUGCCAUCGGUGCUGGAACUUGUAUUGCGAAUCUCGUGAUAUCUAUACUUCGCAAUGAUGGGGUCGAGUCGAUUAUUGAGUCUUCAUUAACUGUCGUUGCUUGGGCAUUGGCAUUCAUUCAUGGCAUAUGCAUCUUCUUCCAACACUCACCCGUGAAAGCCCAAAAGCUUGGAGUUUGGUUACUGUUUACUGCUGUGGCUUUGAUAACAUCAUCAUUGCCUCACCUUAGGUAUCUGUACACGCAAUCUCAGAAACUCCCUAUUAUUUUCAUCAUUCUCCCCACCAUCAACACAUUAUCCGCUGUCGCAUUAGCUUUCGCAAGCACCUGUCUCCCAAGACGACCAGAGGUCUUCCACAGAAACACUGUAAUUGAUCGCCAAUGGACUGUUUCUGUGCUGGAGCGCUUGACCUGGACUUGGGUCCAACCCCUUCUGCAUCAUGCUGCGCAGCAAGAUGACCUUGAUACAGACGAUGUGCCUCAGGCGGAUUCACGAUUAAGAUCGCAAGAUCUCAAGAAACGAUGGGAUCAAUUAACGCGACAAGACUCGCUGUUCCGCUCAAUUGUGGCGCUUUACAAAGAUAGACUGUUAUUUCUAUGGGCAGUCACUCUGGUUCGUUGCGCUGUGAGCAUUCUUCCGUUCUGGUUCAUGCUCAAGAUCAUCAACGUUCUUGAAGAUAGAACCGCACGAGCGGAUAACAUGCAAUUGAUGUUGUUUGUUUUGCUGAUGGCAUUAUCCAAUUUGCUGGAUUCGUGGAUGGAAGGAUGGGCAUAUUGGUACUCUCUAGAGAGUCUCGCUUUACCAAUUCGGUCUCAAAUUUCGGGCAUCAUUUUUGGCAAGGUUCUGCUGCGAAAGAAUAUCAGGACAGCAGGUGGUGACGAUUCUGCAUCUGAGACUGAGAAUGACUCUGAUGAGGACACAACGUCUCCCAGGUCUCACCAAGCGAUCGUCAACCUGGUAGGUAUCGACACAGAGCGACUCUGUUAUUUCUUCCAGUAUCACUUCCUCAUCAUAGCCGGUGUCAUCAAACUCAUCGUCUUUUCCGUCUUCCUCCUUCGAAUCCUAGGAUGGCUUCCUCUCAUCGCAGGUAUCAUGGCAUGGGCUCUCACUUUACCACUCAAUACUUGGUUCUCGGGCAAAGUCCUCACCGAGUCACGAGCUUUAAUGAGACAUCGCGACAUCAAACUGUCCAAGAUCAGUGAGGUUCUCACUGGCUUACGUCAGAUCAAGUUCUCAGCUCUUGAAGCGCAAUGGGAGCGAAGGAUCCUUGCCCUACGAAACGCCGAGUUGGCGACGUUAUGGAAGUUCUUCCUUGCCGAUAGCGGCCUUUUCGCAUGCUGGGUCAUAAGUCCGAUCUUACUUGCUGUCGCGUCGCUGACUACGUACGUCCUUGUUCAUGGUACAUUAUUGCCGUCGGUUGCAUUUGUCAGUAUCGGGAUAUUUAAUACCCUCGAGACGACACUUGGUUCUCUGCCAGAGCUAUUUACCUUGGGACUUGACUCUCUUGUAUCACUGAAACGGAUCAGCGACUAUCUUGAUGAACCUGAGAAACAGACUGAAUUGACAUUGAGUGAUGCCAUCAGUUUCCAUAAUGCCUCAGUCGCCUGGCCUAGUAAGGGAACUUUGGACGAGGGCGAUUUCACCCUGUCUGAUCUCCGUCUGUUCUUCCCCAACCAUGCUCUAUCUGUCGUAUCUGGCAAGGUCGGUACAGGCAAAACGCUUUUACUGUCUGCCAUCUUGGGCGAAGCAGAUCUUCUCAGUGGCGCAAUCCACAUUCCCAAGAAACAACAAUUCCAGGGUAGCGACUGGAUCAUCCCAGGCUCAAUUGCUUAUAUCAGCCAGACUCCAUGGCUGGAGAAUUGUUCUCUUCGUGAUAACAUUCUUUUUGGAUUGCCAAUGGAUAAGUCAAGAUAUAACAAGGUCCUUGAAGCCUGCGCUCUAUCAGAAGAUCUCAAGUCUCUUUCAGACAGCGACGAUACUGAAAUUGGAUCAAAUGGUGUCAAUCUGAGUGGAGGCCAGAAAUGGCGUGUUACACUCGCCCGAGCUGUGUACUCCCGUGCAGAAAUUCUCUUAAUGGAGGACAUCUUCAGCGCUGUUGACUCUCAUGUCGGUGGUUGGAUCUACGAUAGGUGUCUUACUGGGGACAUAUGUAAAGGACGUACUCGAAUUAUCGUGACUCAUCAUUUGAGUCUCGUUAUGCCUGGUGCUAGCUUUGUUGUUGAACUUGGUGAUGGGGGAGUAUUGUACUCUGGACCUCCUAAACUCUCCACACACCAACAACCGGAGAUGCCGAGCACAAACACUAAAGACGCUGUAGACUUGAUUGAUGCCUCGGAUGAUGCUUUGAUCUCGACCAACGGAUCAGAGACUGAGCCUUCCAAGUCAGAUGUCGCCCCGAAGAAGUUUAUGCAAGAGGAAACACGCCAAAAAGGCAACGUCAAGAGAAGCGUUUAUCUGACGUACAUCAAGGGCAGCGGUGGUAUACUUCCUUGGGCAUUAUGUAUCGGCAUUUAUCUCGCCUAUCAAGCGGGAAUACUUGGAAGAGCCUGGGUUCUUCGCAUCUGGACUGCCAAGUCAAGCACAUCGUCCGAUAACCCCAGCGCCCAUCACAUCUCUGGGUCUACAUUCUCAACAACACAGUUAUUUUCCCAUCACUCGAAACAAAUUGCACCGGACCCUAACGUCAUCUUUUAUUUAAAGAUUUACGUUGCUAUUUCUGUGGCCACUGCAGUUGUAGGAAUCCUCAGAUACCUGUCCUCAUACUUUCUUGCCGUCAGGGCCAGUAGAAGCCUUUUUGAGAGGAUGCUUUUCGCUGUGAUGCAUGCUCCUAUGAGAUGGCUUGAUACAGUUCACUCCGGUCGCAUCUUGAAUCGCUUCACGGCUGACUUUAACAUCAUUGAUGAGCGCAUCGCCAUGACGUGGAGUCAAUUCUUCUCGCAUUUGCUACGUCUCAUCAGUAUCUGCAUUGCUUCAUGUUUUGCAUCUGCAUACCUUAUUCCACCAGCCGUUGUUCUCUUAGGUAUUGGCGCAAUCACAGGUAAUAGGUACCUAGUCGCAAGUCGGCCUUUGAAACGUCUCGAAAGCAAUGCCAAGUCUCCUGUCUUUGAGCUCUUCAAUACAACACUGGCCGGUAUCUCAACUAUCCGAGCCUUCCGAAGAACUCAAACCUAUCUUGAGCAGAUGCACAAUAAUCUGAAUGCUUGGACUAUGACUACGUUUUACAUCGCUUUGGCUAACCGAUGGAUGAGCUUACGCAUGGCUCUCAUCACCGCCCUCUUCAGCAUUACUGUUGGGGUCGUAAUUAUCGUCAAGCAAAUUGAUGCUGCUUUGGCUGGCUUGGCGUUGUCAUUUAUCUUGGACUUUUCCGAAAGUCUUCGUUGGACGAUCCGAUCGUAUGGAGACAUGGAGUUGGAGAUGAACUCUAUGGAACGAGUGGUAGAGUACAUGAACAUCGAAACAGAAUACCUUGGUGGGUUGCGACCGGCAGCUGCCUGGCCUAGCUCGGGUAGUGUUGAAGUGAAGGAUCUAGAGGUUGCUUAUGCGCCUGAUCUACCACCAGUGCUAAAAGGUCUUUCCUUCAAGAUCAAGCAUGGUGAGCGCGUUGGAGUGGUUGGCCGUACCGGAGCUGGCAAGUCUUCUAUGACUUUGGCCCUUUUCCGAUUUCUGGAAGCGAGAUCCGGGAGUAUUUCUAUUGAUGGAGUGGAUAUAUCGAAGCUCAAGUUGACUGAUUUGAGAUCAAACAUGUCCAUAAUUCCACAGCAUCCCGUCCUGUUCUCUGGUACAGUCCGUUCUAACCUGGACCCAUUCGGGGAAUACACAGAUAUGCAACUCUACGAGGCUCUCAAAAGAGUUCAUCUCAUCGGCCAAGACGACACUCCUGAAAACAGCUUGUUCAACGAUUUAUCAAGUCUGAUCUCUGAAUCCGGCAGUAACCUUUCUCAAGGCCAACAGCAACUCCUCUGCAUCGCUCGUGCUCUUCUAGCCGCUUCGAAAGUCAUUGUACUAGACGAAGCGACAUCCGCUAUUGACAUUGCCACCGAUGUACUAAUACAAAAGAGUAUUCGCGAGUGGUUCACGGACAGAACGAUGAUUGUCAUUGCACAUCGGUUAAGUACCGUUGCUGAUUUUGACAAGGUCCUUGUGCUUGAUGGGGGGCGAAUGGUGGAGUUUGGCACGCCGAGGGAAUUAUGGGAGCAGGAUGGCGUGUUUCGGGGCAUGUGCAAACGAACGGGGAGUAAUGAGGAAGAACACUUGAGACAGGUCAUCAUGGGUUAA
This is a messenger RNA of Fusarium poae, 4482 nucleotides long. RefSeq lists its product as uncharacterized. The transcript is spliced from 4 exons. The record is from RefSeq and is a predicted model, not a curated record. NCBI's taxonomy places the organism in Eukaryota, Fungi, Ascomycota, Sordariomycetes, Hypocreales, Nectriaceae. Bases 1 to 4482 code for a protein of 1493 amino acids. Gene Ontology annotation, biological process: transmembrane transport. Gene Ontology annotation, molecular function: ATP hydrolysis activity; ABC-type transporter activity; ATP binding. Gene Ontology annotation, cellular component: membrane.